CUCCGUCUCAAAAAUAAAAAAAAUUAGAAAAAGGAUUUUCUCCUGCAACUGUGGCCUGGGCAUGGCGACUUCAGGCUCUGUGACUCUGGAGGCCCCCUUUGAAUCAUCGAAGCCUCCCGUCAUUGAGGGGUAGCCCACUGUUUACAGCAAUCCAGAGGGUUUCAAGGAAAGGUUCCUUCGCAAGGCGCGCGAGAACACGGUGGUACCCAUAGGUUGCCUGGGCACGGCGGCCGCCCUCACCAAAGGCCUCUACUGCUUCCACCAGGGCAACAGCCAGUGCUUACAGCUCAAGAUGCAUGCCUGGAUCGCCGCCCAGGGCUUCACCGUCGCAGCCAUCUUGCUGGGUCUAGCUGCCCCACUAUGAAGUCUCGACCCUGAGCCCAGGGUCUUGAAACCUCUGCAGAAAUCAUUCCGAAAUCCAGGAGCAACCAGUGGCCCUACCAUGGGACUUACUCCCUCCUCUCCUUUGAGAGGUCCCUGUGUCAUCGGGGGAGGAAGUGACCCUUUGUUUAACCGUAACUGAAAGAUUUUUUCAAAAAUCCCAGAUUUUGUUGUUUGAAUGUUACAUACUUCUAUUUGUGCCACAUCUCCCCUCCGCUCC
Molecule: messenger RNA, 601 nt
Organism: Macaca mulatta (Rhesus monkey)
Lineage: Eukaryota; Metazoa; Chordata; Mammalia; Primates; Cercopithecidae
Product: HIG1 domain family member 2B-like
Biological process (GO): mitochondrial respirasome assembly
Cellular component (GO): mitochondrion
Source: RefSeq, a predicted model, not a curated record